Molecule: messenger RNA, 472 nt
Organism: Erinaceus europaeus (western European hedgehog)
Lineage: Eukaryota; Metazoa; Chordata; Mammalia; Eulipotyphla; Erinaceidae
Product: cytochrome c, somatic-like
Exons: 1
Coding region: 47-349 (100 amino acids)
Biological process (GO): mitochondrial electron transport, cytochrome c to oxygen; mitochondrial electron transport, ubiquinol to cytochrome c
Cellular component (GO): mitochondrial intermembrane space
Molecular function (GO): electron transfer activity; heme binding
Source: RefSeq, a predicted model, not a curated record
CGAAGGGUAGCGUUUGGCUAUUGUGUGAGGAAAGAGCAAUUUAAAAAUGGGUGAUGUUGAGAAGGGCAAGAAUAUUUUUGUCCAGAAAUGUGUCCAGUGCCAUACCGUGGAAAAGGGAGGCAAACACAAGACUGGACCAAAUCUCCAAUGUCUCUUGGGACGAAAGACAGGUCAGGCUGCUGGAUUCUCUUACAGGGAUGCCAACAAUAACAAAGGCAUCACUUGGGGAGAGUACUUGGAGAAUCCCAAGAAAUACAUCCCUGGAACAAAAAUGAUCUUCGCUGGCAUCAAGAAGAAGUCAGAAAGAGCAGAGUUGAUAGCUUAUCUCAAAAAAGCGACUAAUGAGUAAUAGGUGGCACUGCCUUAUUUAUUAUAGAAUAGAAAUGUCUCUGACUUUUUUUUAUGUGAACCAUAUUUAAAUUGAUCUCAUACACCAGAAUUCAAUUCAUGUAUAACAGAUAGAAUGCUUUUG